AUGGCCACUAUGACCGAGACAACAACUCAAACACUCAAGAAGAGACGCCUCGGCCCUGCCACCAUUGCAAAGCUCCCGCCCGAGAACGAACGAUACAUUCGCGCCUGCGCAGACAUAGCAAAUGCCCUCGUCGAGGAUCACGACAAAUCGCAACAUGGAGGCGCGCCGAAGAAGGACAUCAAUCUCAACUCAUUACGAGGUCAAUUCGCAAAGAAGCACUACCUCUCCCGGCAACCGCCUCUCACGGACAUCAUCGCUGCUGUACCGGAGCAAUAUAAGAAAUACAUCUUGCCGAAGUUGAUCGCAAAGCCGAUACGAAGUGCGUCUGGAAUAGCAGUAGUUGCAGUCAUGUGUAAGCCACAUCGAUGUCCACAUAUCGCCUACACUGGCAAUAUUUGCGUCUACUGUCCUGGAGGUCCAGACUCUGACUUCGAAUACUCCACGCAAUCUUACACCGGCUACGAGCCCACAUCCAUGCGCGCCAUUCGAGCCCGAUACGAUCCCUUUGAGCAAGCAAGAGGCAGAGUAGAUCAGAUUCGCAAUCUCGGACACAGCGUGGAUAAAGUGGAAUACAUCAUCAUGGGCGGCACAUUCAUGUCCCUCGCACCAAAGUACAGAGAAGAGUUCAUCGCUCAACUACACAACGCUCUGAGUGGAUACCAAACCAACAACGUCGAUGAGGCAGUCAUGGCAGGCGAGCAAAGUUCUACAAAAUGCGUGGGAAUUACCAUAGAGACAAGACCAGACUACUGUCUCCCGCCUCACUUGACAGACAUGUUACGAUACGGUUGCACAAGACUAGAGGUGGGUGUGCAAUCGCUCUACGAAGACGUUGCUCGCGAUACCAACCGUGGGCACACGGUGAAAGCAGUCUGCGAAACUUUCUGCCAGGCGAAAGAUGCAGGCUUUAAAGUGGUAUCACACAUGAUGCCCGAUCUCCCCAACGUUGGCCUCGAACGAGAUCUUUUCCAGUUCCAAGAGUACUUCUCCAAUCCAGCCUUCCGAACGGACGGGCUCAAAAUCUAUCCAACCCUCGUGAUACGUGGAACAGGUCUUUACGAGCUCUGGAGAACCGGGCGGUACAAGAACUAUACGCCUAAUGUGUUGAUUGAUAUCGUUGCGAGGAUACUGGCUCUGAUACCUCCUUGGACGAGAAUCUAUCGUGUGCAGCGGGAUAUUCCUAUGCCAUUGGUUACUUCUGGAGUAGAGAAUGGCAAUCUCCGCGAACUUGCUCUCGCACGGAUGAAAGAUUUCGGGACCACAUGUCGAGAUGUGCGGACGAGGGAGGUCGGCAUCAAUGAAGUGAAGCACAAGAUUCGACCCAAUCAAGUGGAACUCGUAAGACGAGAUUACGUUGCUAAUGGUGGCUGGGAGACUUUCCUCGCGUACGAAGACCCUAAACAAGAUAUCCUGAUCGCCCUCUUACGAUUACGAAAAUGCUCAGAGAAGUACACAUACCGCGAAGAGCUGGUCUCUCAACCCUCAAGCUUGGUUCGCGAGCUCCACGUGUAUGGUUCCGCGGUGCCGAUCCAUGAGCGCGUGAAAGGCAAAUCGCAACAUCAAGGGUACGGAACACUGUUGAUGGAGGAAGCAGAGCGCAUUGCGAGGGAUGAACAUGGUAGCAAGAAGCUGAGUAUCAUCUCAGGUGUGGGUGUGAGAGGGUAUUAUAGGCGAUUGGGAUACUGGCUUGAUGGGCCUUAUAUGAGCAAGUGGUUGGAAGAGCCGGAGAGUGAUGGGGAUUGA
Messenger RNA from Lecanosticta acicola, 1743 nucleotides. The record is from the annotation of a GenBank genome assembly. Lineage: Eukaryota; Fungi; Ascomycota; Dothideomycetes; Mycosphaerellales; Mycosphaerellaceae.